ACAGGGCAGAAGACAGGGGGGUUGGGCACAGAAUUUUGACUCAUUCUGCAGAAGCAGCUGCGAAGAGGGGCAAGUUCGAGAAUACACACCCCUUCGUUGUUUAUAAGGAAACUGAGUUGUCCAAGUCAGGAACAACCGGAUUCACGAUACAUCCACCCGAAACGACCGCGUAGCAAGAAACCCAAACCCAACACAACACAAGCCCAAAUUUAAUUCCACCACAUAAAUAUUUUCAAGUCCGAAAUUGCCUAUAAAACUAACAUCCAAGUUCCUUGCGUUCCACACAAACACACACAAAGCGAGGGAAGGGAAGCGCAGAGCAUAGCAGAGAUAGAGAAAAUGGGAGGUUGGGCUAUAGCGGUGCAUGGGGGCGCUGGUGUGGACCCAAAUCUCCCACCCCAGCGUCAAGAGGAAGCCAAACAACUCCUUACCCGCUGUCUCAAUCUUGGCAUCUCUGCUCUUCGUUCCAAUGCUUCUGCAAUCGAUGUCGUCGAACUUGUCGUAAGGGAACUGGAAACGGAUCCUCUGUUCAACUCUGGGCGUGGAUCUGCCCUAACAGAGAAGGGAACAGUGGAAAUGGAGGCAAGCAUCAUGGACGGUACAAAGAGACGAUGCGGCGCCGUUUCGGGCCUCACCACCGUGAAAAACCCCAUCUCCCUCGCUCGCCUUGUCAUGGACAAAUCCCCCCAUUCCUACCUCGCCUUUUCCGGCGCUGAAGAAUUCGCCAGGCAACAGGGUGUGGAGGUUGUGGAGAACGAAUACUUCAUCACUCCCGAUAACGUUGGUAUGCUGAAACUGGCAAAGGAGGCAAACACAAUCCUGUUCGACUAUAGGAUUCCCACAUGCGGUGCAGUAGUUGAGAGUCCAUUGCAAAUGAAUGGACUUCCAAUUAGCGUGUACGCACCAGAAACGGUUGGGUGCGUGGUGGUGGACAGCGAGGGAAAGUGUGCGGCUGCCACGUCGACCGGAGGACUGAUGAAUAAAAUGAGCGGUCGGAUCGGUGACUCACCCCUGAUAGGUGCUGGAACGUACGCGUGUGAGGUGUGUGGGGUCUCAUGCACAGGUGAAGGUGAGGCUAUCAUACGUGGCACACUGGCGCGUGAGGUGGCAGCGGUCAUGGAAUACAAGGGCCUGGGCCUUCAACAGGCUGUGGACUUUGUCAUCAAGCACCGUCUUGAUGAAGGGAUGGCAGGGCUCAUUGCAGUGUCUAAUACUGGCGAGGUUGCUUAUGGUUUCAACUGUAAUGGCAUGUUCAGGGGUUGUGCUACUGAGGAUGGGUUCAUGGAAGUGGGAAUCUGGGAAUGAGUGUCGCAUGAUCUUUCUUAAUGAAGAUUCUACCCUUCUGCUUGUCUGUACUCACUUAGUUGUUUAGAUGCAACGCUUUUUUCUUCCUUUCCUUCUUGUUCUAGUCUUAGAAUUAGGUCUUUCGUUUUUCAGUUUGUCAAAUAACUGUAGAUGUUUCUCCCUUUUUUUAUAAAUAAAAUAAAUAUUUUAGACUGUCCGUCAC
Messenger RNA from Abrus precatorius (Indian licorice), 1507 nucleotides. RefSeq names its product probable isoaspartyl peptidase/L-asparaginase 2. The transcript has 4 exons. The coding region runs from base 340 to 1305 and encodes 321 amino acids. The record is from RefSeq and is a predicted model, not a curated record. NCBI's taxonomy places the organism in Eukaryota, Viridiplantae, Streptophyta, Magnoliopsida, Fabales, Fabaceae. Gene Ontology annotation, molecular function: hydrolase activity.